AUGCAUCUGCUUCUGCUGGUCUCUGUGGCUCUCCUGGUCCUGGGUCAUGUGCCACCAGGGAGGAGCGAAUUCAAACGGUGCUGGAAGAGCCAAGGGGCCUGCUGAACUUACUGCACAAGGCAAGAAACCUUCAUGCACCUGUGUCCAGACGCCUCACUGUGCUGUCUCUCCUAAGUCCUCAAGCCCCUAGCCGUCCCCAGGGCUGAACAUGUGUAG
Manis javanica (Malayan pangolin) is the source of this 216-nucleotide messenger RNA. It is a transcript of the gene DEFB124, whose product is annotated as defensin beta 124. Gene Ontology annotation, biological process: canonical NF-kappaB signal transduction; positive regulation of monocyte chemotaxis; innate immune response. Lineage: Eukaryota; Metazoa; Chordata; Mammalia; Pholidota; Manidae. Gene Ontology annotation, cellular component: extracellular region. The record is from RefSeq and is a predicted model, not a curated record.